Molecule: messenger RNA, 2776 nt
Organism: Nymphalis io (European peacock)
Lineage: Eukaryota; Metazoa; Arthropoda; Insecta; Lepidoptera; Nymphalidae
Product: ATP-dependent RNA helicase DDX24
Exons: 14
Coding region: 41-2701 (886 amino acids)
Cellular component (GO): nucleolus
Molecular function (GO): RNA helicase activity; nucleic acid binding; ATP binding
Source: RefSeq, a predicted model, not a curated record
UGUACCUAUUGAAGGUUAGAAAAUUAUUAUUUUUUCGAAAAUGUCUAAAAAGAUAAAUAAUUUAAAAUGGGAAUCAGUCGCUUUCGAUGGAUUUCCAACAUCUAUGAUGGAUAAAGGUUUUGUUGCUUUAGAAGAAUGCACGGACUAUGGCUUAGACAAGAACACCCGACGAAGCAAGGCAAGACAACCUGAAAAGCGUAAGAACAUUGAAAAUAUAAAUCCGCAGACUGCUAAAUCUGAAAUACCACAGAAAAAAAUUAAAUUAUGCAAUGGUUUCACUGUAGAGGCUUGCAAAAAAAUCACUCCAUCUACUACCAAUGAAGCAAAAGAAACGAAACAAAAACGAAAAAGAAAGGAGAAAAAGAAUAAAAUAAAAAAAGAUAAACAAGAUUCCACAAAUGAUAAAAGUGAAUCAAAGGCCACAGUAAAAACGAAUCGGAAACCAAAAUUAGGUGAAAACAUAUCAGGAGAAACAUCAGACUUAACACCGGUGGAUAUGCUAUCUUGGGCUGAAUUUAAAUUGCCCGAUGAGAUUAUGAAAGCAUUAAUGGAGUUAGGUUUUAAGAAGCCUACUAAAAUUCAACAAUUGUCUCUACCAGCAGCUAUCCAUGGUCGAAGAGAUAUAUUGGGUGCAGCGGAAACAGGCAGUGGAAAGACCCUAGCCUUUGGGCUUCCAAUCCUAUCUGGUAUAAUGAAAUUAAAAGAAAAGGCUGCGCUUAAAGGACUUGAUGUUUAUGACAUACCUUACAGAAAGACUUUAGUUAAAAAGAAAAAUGAUAAUAUUAUUAAUAAAGAUAAAAAAAAUAAUAAGAAUAAAAAGUUUAGGAAAGAAAACAAACAAGUUAGAUCUAAGAAAGAAGUAAUCAAAGAAUCAUCAGAAGAUGGUUAUAGCAGUGGUGAUGAUGAUGAAAAUGUCAAACAAUUUAGUAUUAAAAAAACUAGAAGCAAAGGAAAGAAAGAUGAAGGUGAAUAUAUAGAAGAAAUAGUUGUACCGAUCAAGAAAAAAGAAGAAUCAAUUGAUGAAGGCAAUGAUAGUGAUGAACAAAAUUACAUUCAUUUAUCAGAUAUGUUGGACUCUGAUGAUCUGAAAUCAAGUAGCGAUGAAAAUAAUGAUAGUAGUGAAGAUGAAAAUUCUGGUGAUGAAACUGAAGGGGUUGAUGAAGUUGAUAAAAAUGAAGAUAUUGGUUGUGUUAAAGUAAUAGACAACGUAGACUUGCCUGGACAUGUGACGGUUAAAACUGGGAAGCCGCUGUAUUGUCUCAUCUUGACACCGACAAGAGAAUUAGCGUUGCAAAUUAGCAGACAUUUGAUAGCUGUAGCUAAGUACACAGGUAUAAAAGUAGCGACAAUUGUGGGUGGUAUGGCGGCCGUGAAGCAAGAAAGAGUUUUGCGUACAGGUCCUGAGAUAGUUGUAGCAACACCAGGUCGGUUGUGGGAGCUGCUCAACCAGGGGCAACCGCAUUUACAACAGUUGCCUACUGUCAAGUUUCUGGCAAUAGACGAGACGGAUCGUAUGAUAGAACGCGGACACUUCGAGGAGUUACAACCCCUGCUGGAGAGGAUUAACUCAGACGAAUCACAAAAGAACGCCAGACAGAACUUCGUAUUUUCGGCGACACUUACAUUGGUGCACGAUCUGCCAACGCAUAUGAAGGGUAAAAAGGUAACAAAAAGAGGAAAGAUAUUAAACAGGAAGGUAGAAAAGAUGACGCCGCAGCAGAAAAUCAAGAGAUUAAUUAAUAUGAUCGGAAUGACGGAUCCGAAAGUUGUAGACAUUACCACACAGCUAGGUACAGCGGAGACGCUAACAGAGAGUCGCAUUGCCUGUUCCUUAGAUCAGAAGGAUGUGUAUCUCUAUUAUAUAUUAAAAAGACACCCGGGACGAACGAUAGUGUUCUGUAAUUCGAUUGGCAGUGUUAGGAGGUUAGCUCAAUUAUUGUCGCUGUUGAAAUGUCAGCCAUUACCGUUGCACGCGAGUAUGCCUCAACGACAGAGACUGAAAAAUCUUGAAAGAUUCCGUGACGACCCGCUCGGUGUACUUGUAGCGACUGAUGUCGCAGCCAGAGGAUUGGACAUACCUAAUGUUGAUCACGUGAUACACUAUCAAGUACCUAAGACAGCGGAGAAUUACGUGCAUAGAAGUGGUCGUACGGCUCGCGCUACCAAGGAAGGUCUAACUAUACUUAUGAUGGAGCCCGCUGAAGCCUACUCUUAUGCGAAACUCUGUAGGACUCUCAAUAAAACUUCGGAGAUCCCGUCGUUCCCGGUGUCGGCGCUCAGCCUGGUGCCCAGCAAGGAGCUGGUGGGCGCGGCGCGCGCGCUGGAGGCGCUGCAGCUGCGCGCGCGCCGCGCCCGCCUCGCCGCCGGCUGGCGCGCGCGCGCCGCCGCCGACAUGGACAUGAUCAUCGACGACGACGACGUUCCUGAGGUAAAAGUUGACCCUUCUAUAGACAAGGCGUUACGUAUUAAAAAGAGACAAUUGGAGUCUAUGCUCGCAAGGCCGUUGUUCCCGACGGGAUUCUCUUUCAAGUACCCCACUUUGAACGAUCCUAAUGCUCUACAAGUAACGUCAGAAGAAAACGCAUUGCAGGUAAUGAAAAAUGCACUGGAGUCUGGAAAAUUGAAAAAAGAUAAAAGGAAAGGCAAGAACGAGUCUCUACUCAAUUUAGGAAAGGUAUUUAAGAAAACAGUGAAGAUUUAACUUAUUCGAAGACUAAUAGAAAUAAAACUAUCUAUAGCUGACUGUUUAUAUUAUAUUUAUAAUAAUGGGCGUAAA